AUGAUAACAACGUACAAGAUACUAAGGGAAUCUGACAAAGUAGAUAGAGAAGCAAAGUUUAGAGUAAAGAAUAUAGAGCUAGAGGACAUAAUUGGAUUCUGGACACACAGACUCCUCCCACGUAUCGUAAAGACCACAUUAACUUCACCUCUGACACCCGCUACACCUGAUGUGUUGGCGCUCCCCGACCAUACCCACGCCCUGCCACCAGCCACGCCCACAUGCAGGCAACCAUACCCACGCCCUGCUACCAGCCACGCCCACACGCAGGCAACCAUACCCACGCCCUGCUACCAGCCACGCCCACACGCAGGUAACCAUACACACGCCCUGCUACCAGCCACGCCCACACGCAGGCAACCAUACACACGCCCUGCUACCAGCCACGCCCACACGCAGGCAACCAUACACACGCCCUGCUUCCAGCCACGCCCACACGCAGGCAACCAUACCCACGCCCUGCCACCAGCCACGCCCACACGCAGGCAACCAUACCCACGCCCUGCCACCAGCCACGCCCACACGCAGGUAACCAUACACACGCCCUGCUACCAGCCACGCCCACACUUUCGUAUGUUUCUCAUCAACAUUUUUUCUCUUCAGUCACUCAUUCUAGCCUGCGCCACGAUGGUGUUGGGAUCAGUCCACCCACCGCCCUAUGGCCAACAACCUGCCUACAGCCAUACUGUCUACAAGAACUCCUACUGUGAUCCAACAGCCAUUCCCGCCUGUGCUGCCAACUCCACACUCACCUACUGCCUGAAGGAUGCUGAAUAUCCCGAGUAUGAUAUCAAGGGCGCCAUCAGUGCUGAUUUCCUCUUCGUCAAGAAGUACGCUGAUGUGGCAAGCCAGUCUGCUGAUGACUUGGUCGACAUGGUAACCAAAACUCAGGAAGAGGCUUUCUCCUACUCCUACUACACUGGUGCCUCCACUGGUAAAUCUCCCUACGAUGUCACCCACUGGGCCGGCCCUGAGGGCUACAUCUGCCCCUCUGACGUCGCCUACGCCAUGCCCAAGCGUGCCCAGAAUGUUGAGGGCAAGUGGCGUGUCAUUGUUAACAAUGUUCACUACUACACCCAGACGGCCCGCCUGGAAACUUGUCUCUUCCCCGAAGCUGCGUGCCGCGCCCUUGCUCCCUGCUACAAAAGUCACUGCACCCAGAAGUAUGUCUACCACCGCCUCCUCUCCUUCGACCCCUGCGAUGCCUACAAGGGUCUCUUCAUCGACAUCUAUAAGCUGCCAUCUGCCUGUUCCUGCCACAUCCCUGCCUAAGAGCAAAUCCAUCAC
Molecule: messenger RNA, 1287 nt
Organism: Procambarus clarkii (red swamp crayfish)
Lineage: Eukaryota; Metazoa; Arthropoda; Malacostraca; Decapoda; Cambaridae
Source: RefSeq, a predicted model, not a curated record